GAGUAUGAAGUGAUAAACUUCUCUGUCCGUUGCGCUCGCUGUACACAGACGGAGAAGAGCAGCUAGGCUGUUUACCAUACUCUUCUGCUGCUCUCCCUACUGCGAUAACAAACAUCUAACAUGCAAACGAUACAAAGACACUAGUUCACAAAGAAAAGAUGGAUGACGUGGCCUCCGCCUCUGUUCUCGCAGGCCCGUCCCAGCCCACGUUUUCACGCCCGACGACUUCCGAGCGUCGGAAACGCAAGUCUGGCACCGCCAACAUCUUUCAGGGAGUAAACCUGAGGCAGCUCAGACGGCUCUUCCAGGCGGCGGGGGACCCAGACCCCGAGCAGAGAGCCCGGAUGGUGUGGGGGAACCGGAGAGCAGCGGGCGGAGAGGACGGAGCAGACGGGGAGGAAGAGGACGAGGACGGAGCGAAUGCGGAGGUGGAGACGGGUUUGGCCCAGGCGCUGGUGGGACUCCGGGUCCGAGCGAGAAACCGAAGUGGCCUCAGGGUGGAGUCCCAUAAAGACACAGGAACAAGAUGGGUGCGAGCGUUCGGCCAUCUCAGAAUCAACGAGGGCUCACUGGGACAGACGUCUGAAGUCAUAACUGGAGAUGAAGAUAAAGACAACGAUGAAGAUGACGAUACAUCUGCUUUGGGAGCCUGUGGGGGGCAGAGCUCUUUUGAGGCUGGAUCAUGUGACCAAGCUGACUUCCUGCCCCCAGAGGAAGAGACUCAGGGGCCCUCGGGUGGCCCCAGAUGGAGCUGGAACGCCGUUCAGGAGAAGGACCCGGAGCGAUACCUGCACCGGAUCCGACACUGAGGCAGCAGAGCGGCAUCCAAUCAGAUUACUGCCUGAGAGACUCGCUGUCACCAUAGAUUUACUUGAAGCCACCGCCUCAAUCAAACACUCGUCUUAAUCCAGCAACAAUCAACACUACAGCACCUGCGGUGGCCAGGACGGGACAUCAGCGAUAAUCCCGCAGGAUUACACUCCUUUUAUACAUUAACACUGUUUACGGGUUUGUGCCAUUCUGACAUCCUCAGACCUGAUCGCACAAUAACAGUCAAACACUAUUAGAAGGAUAGUACACCCAAAAAUGACAGUUGUGUCUUAAUUUACUCACUCGCAUGUCAGAACACAAAAGGAGAUGUUCUUGCUGCUAUUUACUACAAUGACAAUACCAAUCAUUUUUUGGGGCGUGUAUCUCACAAAACCUGUAAGCAACCAUAAAGGCUUAAGCAAUGAGAUUACAUUUUUUUUAUAAAGCAAAUGAAGGCUACCUUAGCACAGUUUCUCAUAAAACAAAUAAACAAAACAUUACUUUCAAUGCAAUAAUGAUACAAUAUUCAUAUUGGAAAAGCAUUUGUGCUAAAAAAAAAAAAUGUAUUUCAGUAAUGAUAAUCACUUUUCAUGCAAGUAGCUGUACUUAAGUGUCUAUGAGUGAAUUGAGGUAUGUAAGCAUAAAAGGACAUAAAAUCACCCCCAAAGCAGUUUUGUAGUUAUUUUUACUGAAAAGAGAAAAUCAUAGUGGUUUGGAACAACAUGUGGGUGAGAAAAUGACAAGAUUCUCUUUUUUGGGUGGUGAUCUGUUCCUUUAAAUGCAUUGAUUGAAGUCUCAUUGACGCUUCCAGAGCACCUUUCAGCACUAUAUAUAUAUAUGUGUAAGGAGCUGAAGAGUUAUUUAAUGAUUUGUCCUUGUAUUUGGUUUCAAAACACUAGUUUCUCAAUAUUCCUCAUCUUCAGGAAGCAUUCUGCCUUCCAGUAAUGUUUAAUGAUCAAUAACUAACAUUAUAAAAUAAUGUAUUUGUAUUUACUGCAGUUCUCUUCAAAUCAUUAGUGUUGUUUUAAAUACACAUAGCUUGUGGUAAUAUGUAAAUGCUGCAUAAGUACUAUCUCCUGUAGAUGUAUGCUGGACACUAUAAGUGUCGAUUAUUUAAUGUCUUCUUCUGUCACUCAGACAGACAGUUACAAGCAAUAUAGAUGAACACAUGUAGCCGAAGUCAAUGAACACUACUACUACAUGCAUAAGAACCAGAGUUGUUUUUCUCCUCGCCAUUAAACUGGAACUUCCAAUUAAACUGGUUUGGAAAUCAA
This is a messenger RNA of Carassius auratus (goldfish), 2084 nucleotides long. RefSeq names its product arginine vasopressin induced 1 (gene avpi1). The transcript has 3 exons. The record is from RefSeq and is a predicted model, not a curated record. The coding region runs from base 159 to 809 and encodes 216 amino acids. NCBI's taxonomy places the organism in Eukaryota, Metazoa, Chordata, Actinopteri, Cypriniformes, Cyprinidae.